UAAUAAUUGGGUUCCGCCAAGAUAAACGUUCCACCUCCCCUAACUCAUCCCACCUAAAUCAACCACGUUCAAUAACACCAUCAACAUGUCGGCUAUCGCAAAGACCAUCGUCGCCACGGGCGCCUCAUCCGGCUUGGGCUUCGAGGCCAUCAAGACGUUGCUCGGGCAGGCGCAGCCCUACAAGUUCAUCCUCGGCGCCCGCAACGUCGGCACCACCGAGGCCGCCUACAGCAAGCUCGGCUUCGACAGCACCAGACACACCCUGACCGUCCUGCCGCUCGAGCUGUCCGAUCUCCGCACAGCCAAGACGUUUGCCCAGCAGACGCUCGAGCACCUCGGCCACGACAAGCUCGACUACCUCUUACUCAACGCCGCCACCACCUCGGUCGGCGCCGACCCCUCGCCCCACGGCCCCGCCAAGUGGUGCGAGGCCUACGUCGUCAAUCAUCUCUCGCAGCACUACCUCAUCCACCUGCUGCGCGAGAAGCUGGCCGCGUCCAAGUCGCGCGUCGUCGUCGUGUCCACGGGCGCCAUUCGCCAGAUCUCGGAUCCUAAAACCCUCGACGUCGACCUCAAGGCGGGCUCCGCCGCCAAGGGCCUCGACCUGUACGCCGCCGACAAGUUCGCCCAGUUCCUCGGCGCGCAGUGGUGGCGCCGCCAGCUGCAGGGCCAAGCCACCGUCGUGGCCGUGUCGCCGGGCCUAAUCCCCGACACCGGCCUCGGCCGCGGCGGCAACAUGACUAUCCCCGACAACCUUCCCGACGCCAAGUCGGUUGCCGAAGGAGCCGCCAGCAUCCUCGCCGCCUUCACGCGCGACGACGUCCCCGCCGACCCCGAGCAGGUCUUCCUCACCAGCUGGGGCGAGUGGUGGCCUAAGGAUGUCUACGCCCCGGCCCUCGACAAGGACCUCCAGGACAAGUGGUCGCCGUCCAAGGAAGAGAUCGAGAAGGAGGCGGGCAUCUCUGCUUAGCAAGCUUCUGGCGGCUGUUGGUAAGUCGAGUUGGAUAAUUUGGGGUUGAAUUACGCACGCAGAAGCCUGCUUUCCGAAGAUGGCAGCAGAGGAUUGAAAGAUGUCGCUGUUUCGUUGCGUUCUCAUAUUGCCAG
Messenger RNA from Lasiosphaeria miniovina, 1104 nucleotides. RefSeq lists its product as uncharacterized. The coding region runs from base 86 to 970 and encodes 294 amino acids. Lineage: Eukaryota; Fungi; Ascomycota; Sordariomycetes; Sordariales; Lasiosphaeriaceae. The record is from RefSeq and is a predicted model, not a curated record. The transcript has 6 exons.